AUGAACGUACUCAAGAACCCCUCCUUUUUCCGCCCUUCAAGCCGCCCGUCCUCUCCUGCCCCACCGGUGGUAGGCCACAUCCGACCCGACUUGAGUCAGGGCAUGGAGCGACCAUCACGCCCAUCAACCAAAUUGUCGUUGACCAAUUUCAUUCGUCAAACACCAUCUCAGGCCCCUAGUCCAGUGCCAAACCCGGCCCCGCUUAUUCAAGAUGGAUCGUAUCUUGAAAUGUUGAGUCUCAAGCUUAGCGAGGCAGUGUCCAAAGCAUUAGCGCAGCCGAGCGGUCCGCCUGUAGUAUCCGAACAGGCGUCUGGCAAGCGACCAAUCCCUCAAGGACGUGGUCUCGCACUAGGGUCACUCAUUGCAUCAGAACUUAAUGCCGCUCAUGAUAACGCACAUCUUCAUAGAGCUAUUCUUCGGUCCCUGCAAAGACCAUUUUCGGUCUUAUUAACCAAUAUCUCCAGCCAACUUCUCCCAACACUGUCGUCUCAGUCGUUUCAUGCGUUCCCGACACCAACCAACCAGUUCGCGUUUCCCAACAAUGUCCAACUCUAUGCCCUUUCGAUCGCGAAGUUCUGUGAGGAGCUGCUACAAGUUUUCCAUGAAUUGGGCUUGGGUACCGACGCUGAUAUUCGCGGUGAUGGAUUGAAAUCCAUCCGGGAUGGGUUUGUCUCAGUCAUAAAUCGAGUUGUCAAUCCUUUUGUUGCGGGCAUUCGUGCAGAGUUGAUACCAUUGAUAGAAGCUCUAGAACAUCCUAAUAGCUCGCCGGUACCCAAAGCAAACCCUGGUGUCAAAACAUCGGUUGUCCACCAUCCAUCAAUUGUUACUCUACAAACAAUGAUGCCUGUGUACGCCCGAGCAUUAACUAUGUGCACAACUUCAGUGCUAUCGCAUGCCACUCUGGCUAGUCUUCUUAUUUCCAUCUUGUGGAAAGCCAUGGUCGCGCUGUCACACCGUAUAGACGUCAAGCCUUCGCCCAUCGUUGCUCCGGACCUCCUUUCCGGCAAAAGACGUCGAGGCUCACCUUCAGCAUCCACCACACCUCCUAUGACUCCCCCACCGGGCAGAUUUAUGAUUAAAUUGCCUCCUUCGCGACCCCCGUCACCUCCAUCGUUAUUGUCAUAUGCGACUCCGGCGCUUGACUGUAAGGCUCUUUACCACCUUUUGAUCAAUUUGCCUCGACCAAGUGCUGAGCAUAGCUCGACUCGGUUGGCUAGGGAGGCCGUCGAUGAGGCUUUCGAAGGGUUGAAGGCAUUACCUGUUCUCCUCGACGCGGUGUCGAAAACAGUUGAUGUCUCAGGAGACUCCGACGCCGUCGCAGGGACUCUUAUCCGGCUUACAAUGGAUAUCCCCUCCCUUAUUGCGCUUUCCGUAAUACUACGUGCAUAUGGAGGCCCGGGCAAUGCGUCAGUUGCCCCGAUGCUCGGAAUAGGAGAAGAGGAAUACAGGAAGGCAUGUCUUAGUGGCUUCAGCCGUGCAGAAGAAUGCACUGCUGCUAUCGCUCAACGAGUGAUGGACGUUCUGCAAAGGGACCCCGCCAACAACCAACUUGUUAUUCGGUGGCUCGAGUUGGAACUUGCCGACAUUGACGAGUCGGUCCAAUAA
This is a messenger RNA of Psilocybe cubensis, 1605 nucleotides long. RefSeq lists its product as uncharacterized. Lineage: Eukaryota; Fungi; Basidiomycota; Agaricomycetes; Agaricales; Agrocybaceae. The record is from RefSeq and is a predicted model, not a curated record. The transcript has 2 exons. The coding region runs from base 1 to 1605 and encodes 534 amino acids.